ACUACAUCAUCUCAUCUUUCACGCCUUGACUUCCGACGAAAAACCCAGCAGAAAAUUCAGAAGAAAAUUCGAAGAAAAAUACCUUUAUUGCAGUCGGAUGGCGGAGAACCAUGGCGGCGGUGGCAGAGAAGCGGCGGCCCCCAGGGCGGGCCCGCCGCCGCGGCCGACCAUCUCCCUCCCUCCCCGCUCUGCCUACGAGUCCCUCUUCCACGGCGGCGCCGCUGGCGGCGGGGGCCCGUCGGGGGUCAGCCCAGGCCCGCUGACCCUGGUGUCGAGCUUCUUCGCCGAGGACCCUGACUCGGGGUUCCAGUCCUUCACGCAGCUACUUCAGGGGGCGAUGAAUUCCCCCGUGGGAGCGGCGCCGCCUCGGCGGCCGAUUGGGCAGGAGGAGAAGGAGGCGGAGAGGGCUUCGGGCGGUGGGAUGGAGAGAAAAGAGGAGGGUGGGUUGGGGCGGCAGAACCGGCCUUCGAGCCUGGAGAUAACUCAGCCUCUUCAGAUCUUCACGGUGCCGCCGGGACUCAGCCCCACUUCUUUGCUGGGUUCUCCAGCUCUCUUUUCACCCGGACUGGGGAACUUUGGAAUGUCCCAUCAACAGGCGCUAGCUCAAGUCACAGCCCAGGCUGCCCAGUUUCAAUUUAAAAUGCUCAGUCAAGCUGAAUAUCCAGCUUGCCUUUCAGCGGCAACAGCCACAUCCUUGGCACAGGACACAGGCUCUGCUAUCAACAUGACACCAACCCAAGAAAUGUCGACUCUGACAUCAAACACAGAUAAUAACACCUUCAAAUCUGCAGAGGGUCCUCAUGCUGAUCGAAGAUCUCAACCUACAGCUGUUACUGUUGAUAAACCUUCGGAUGAUGGCUAUAAUUGGAGAAAAUAUGGGCAGAAGAUGGUGAAGGGCAGUGAAUAUCCUCGGAGCUACUACAGAUGUACGCAUCCAAACUGUCCAGUUAAGAAAAAGGUAGAGCACUCCCUUGGUGGCCAAAUAACUGAGAUAAUUUAUAAGGGUCAACACAAUCAUCAGCGACCCCAACCAAAUAAGCAUGCCAAGGAAGGUGGUACUUUGUCAAGUGGGCGUAAUGAAUUUAAUGGGAACCCUGGUAUUCCUGCUAACUCCGAACCAGGUUCCCAGGUUUACCCUGGAAACUUCAGCAGAUCAAAUGAGACUAUGCCUGCUCCUUCAGCAUCUAAGGGAGAUCAAGAACCUCGUUAUGGAACACCUGAACAAUUAUCUGGUGCCAGCGACAGUGAGGAAGUGGGCAAUGUUGAACUGAGAACAGAUGAAGGUGGUGAUGACGAGCCUGAUUCUAAAAGAAGGAACAUAUCAACUUCUUCACAAAAGACAGUGGCAGAACCUAGGAUCAUUGUUCAGACAACAAGUGAGGUUGAUCUUCUGGAUGAUGGUUACAGGUGGCGCAAGUAUGGGCAGAAAGUGGUAAAAGGAAAUCCUCACCCAAGGAGCUAUUACAAGUGCACUUAUGCGGGAUGCAAUGUCAGGAAGCAUAUAGAGAGAGCUCCAACAGACCCUAUGGCUGUGAUAACAACAUAUGAGGGGAAACAUAACCAUGAUGUACCUGCAGCCAGGAACAGCAGCCAUAACAUAGCUAGCGCCGGUGUUGCUUCCCAUGGCUUACAACCAAAAGGACAAAAUACCAUAUCCAAUAAUCAAACCUCAAUUAAGAUAACAGACUACAGAAGCAAUGAUCAGAGACCAGUCGCAGUUCUAGAGCUGAAAGAAGAGCAUGAAAUCACUUAAUUUUUUAAGCUAUUCUGCUGUGAAGUAUGUUUCAGACCAUGGGGUGAUGCUCAUGAAGUUAGGUGCUGCAUACGUGGGUACUAUGAAAGACCUGAUCGGGUUCUUCAUGGACACAGCAGCGGUGCAUUCUAAAUUAUCAGGUUUGGACAGGAAGUUCUGCAGCAGGAACAUUAAUUAAAGCUCAUCUUGUGUUGUUGUAUCUGAUCAAUUCAACACCUACCAAACUCCCUCCUUUGGUGAUUGCUGUUCAUUUAUGUGUUCCUUUUGACACCUCCUGAGGUUCUUGACUGUGACUAUCUGACAUCAUUUCUGGUUCAAGAAUACAAGAAGAAUAAUAAGCAAAAUGGAAAAUUUGUACA
Messenger RNA from Elaeis guineensis (African oil palm), 2112 nucleotides. RefSeq names its product probable WRKY transcription factor 3. The record is from RefSeq and is a predicted model, not a curated record. NCBI's taxonomy places the organism in Eukaryota, Viridiplantae, Streptophyta, Magnoliopsida, Arecales, Arecaceae. Gene Ontology annotation, molecular function: sequence-specific DNA binding; DNA-binding transcription factor activity. Gene Ontology annotation, biological process: regulation of DNA-templated transcription.